AUGGUUGUCGUCGCUGUCGCCGGAGGCACUGGUGGAGUUGGUCAGACCGUGUUGGAUGCCAUCGCAAAGUCAGGUAAACACAAAGCUAUUGUGUUGUCAAGGAGUGGCGGAGCUACCGGUGCAGCAGACGAGCCAAGACGAUAUGCUAUGGAUUACGGCAAUGUAGAACAGAUGAAAAGCAUCCUACAGGAAAACAAUGUCGAAGUUAUCGUGUCUGCUUUGCUUUUAUCGGAUGAAGAAGUUGCGAAGUCACAGAUCAAUUUGAUUAGAGCUGCUGCCCAGUCAGGAACAGUGACCAAAUUCAUCCCUAGCGAGUACUAUAUCGACUUUCAUGCUCCCAUUCCGGGAUCUGACUUGUUCACCAAUUUUCAAAUUGAGGCUGAGGAAGAGCUUAAGAAUCACCCGCAGUUGACUUGGACACUCAUUAGGGUUGGAAUCUUCCUCGACCAUCUCACUAUGCCAUAUAACCCGAAACCAACUUAUAUCACCCCAUAUUGGGUUUUUGUUGACAUUGAUCAUGAGGAAUGUGUCUUUCCUGGUGAUGGCUCACAACCACUCGUCCUGACACAUUCAACGGAUCUUGCAGCGUAUAUCGAGCGUUUAGUAGGACUCCCAGCAGACGCCUGGCCACGUGAAUCCCUGGUUGCAUCAAACAAGCUUCAAGUUAAAGACCUCUUAGAACUGGUCAAGAAAACUACAGGGAAGGACUUUAAAGUCACAUACGAUUCAAUAGAAUCAAUUCACAAAGGCCAGAUCACGCCUUUGACCUCUAACCGGCCUGUAUUUGAUGACCCGGUAAAAGGUAAAUUGUUUCAAGAGGUUGAGACUCAAGUUAUGCUUUCGAUGUUGAGCGGCGCGCACGACUUGCCAGGGAAGAACCUUUCUGAACUCUUUCCAGAGGUUCAGGUGACCAAUAUUGAAGAUUUUCUUAGAGCAGGCUGGGAAUUGAAGCAAGGCCUUAAGCGGUAA
Messenger RNA from Nannizzia gypsea CBS 118893, 969 nucleotides. RefSeq lists its product as hypothetical. Lineage: Eukaryota; Fungi; Ascomycota; Eurotiomycetes; Onygenales; Arthrodermataceae. The coding region runs from base 1 to 969 and encodes 322 amino acids. The transcript has 4 exons. The record is from RefSeq and is a predicted model, not a curated record.